AUGGUUCCUCCAGUCUGGACUCUGCUGCUGCUGGUGGGAGCUGCCCAUCUCAGGAGAGAGAAGCCUCCGGACAAGAAGCUGGCUGUUCGCAGCUCUAGGGACAACUACGUCCUCACCCAGUGUGAUUUUGAGGAUGAUGCCAAACCCCUCUGUGACUGGUCCCAAGUGUCCGCAGAUGAUGGAGACUGGGUUCGAGCCAGCGGGCCCUCUCCCACCGGCACCACCGGGCCUCCCGGGGGGUACCCCAAUGGAGAGGGCAGCUAUCUGCAUAUGGAAUCCAACAACUUCCACCGUGGGGGCGUGGCCCGCCUGCGCAGCCCCAACCUAUGGGAACAAGGCCCCCUCUGCGUGAACUUCGCCUACCACAUGUUUGGGCUGUCUUGGGGCGCCCAGCUCAGGCUGCUGCUGCUCUCGGGUGAAGAGGGCCGCCGCCCGCACGUGCUCUGGAAACACCGGAACACCCAGAGACCCUCCUGGAUGCCCACCACCGUCACCGUGCCCGCAGGGUUCACCCUGCCCACCCGACUGAUGUUUGAGGGAACACGGGGUAGCACUGCCUACCUGGACAUUGCCCUGGAUGCCCUCUCUAUUCGCCGGGGCUCCUGCAAUCGCGUCUGUAUGAUGCAAACAUGCAGCUUUGACAUUCCAAAUGACCUCUGUGACUGGACCUGGAUCCCAACUGCCUCCGGGGCCAAGUGGACUCAGAAGAAAGGGUCGUCGGGAAAGCCAGGCGUGGGGCCUGAUGGCGACUUCUCUAGCCCUGGUAGUGAGUAGCGGGCAUGCUUCUGCCCCUUGUCUUUCUGGGCACCACGCACCCUACUGUAAUUGCCCUGGGACGGCCUGGCAUGAACACCUACAACUUCAAGCCUCUUAUCAACUCAAGUUUCACGUAGGAAGCUGAUUUCAAGAACCCAGCCAGCCUCCCCCACCACUGCCCUACAAGCUCUACCUGGCACACCCAAUACAGCCAGCUCCUC
Chlorocebus sabaeus (green monkey) is the source of this 977-nucleotide messenger RNA. Lineage: Eukaryota; Metazoa; Chordata; Mammalia; Primates; Cercopithecidae. The record is from RefSeq and is a predicted model, not a curated record.